UUUACGACAUCCUCUCAUUUUGUCUUCUGCGGUAAUUAGUUGUACCAUUCAAGAUGGCUGCGCACAUUGAAAACCUCAUGUCCAAAGUUUUGCUCGACUUUUCCGAAUGUUCCAGCAAACCUGAAGAAUUUCUUAAUGUUCAGCAGCAGUAUUUCCCCAAAUUCAAGCGCAUAACUAAAUCAGUUUAUGAUACAAGUCAGUCAGAAGACUUAAUUGGACAGCCUUUGAGUGAAUCAGCAUUGCCAGAACUGAUUGUUGAAAAUUUUGAUGAUGAACAAAUAUGGCAGCAAAUUGAACUUCAGAAUGAUGGUGUGAUUGAAAGUUUGUUAACACAAAUCAGCAGUGUUGUUACAGCCAAAGAUAAUCUGAGGCUGAGAACUAAACAGUCAGGUGCAGUCGGUCCUAGUGAUAAAAAAGUUAAAUUUCAGAAGAAGAUCUUGGAAAAUGAUGACAGUGAUGAGACAGAUGAUACUGACAUUGAAGUAGAAAAAAUUAAAAGUCGACUGGGAGACGAUGAAAUAGAAGAGAAUGUAGACAGUGAUGACAGUGGAAAAAAUGUUUUUAAGGGAAAUAAUGUGCUAGACAUCGAAAGUGAUGAUGACAGUGAAAUUGACUUUAAAUUUCCCUCCUUAAAACCACCACCUCAAGACGAAGAGGGUUCAGAUAGUGAUGAUGAGAAUGUGAUUAAGAAAGAGAUGACUAGAUCUAAAGGAAAGGGGUCGAAGAAGAAGCAAGCGCCGAGUGUGGUGGAUGAUAAAUUCUUCAAGUUAGCAGACAUGGAGGCAUUUUUAGAACAAGAGGAUGCAAGAGAAGAGAAGAGGAUGAGAGGAGAAGAGAGCGAGUCAGAUGAAGAGGAUGUUGACAUGUUUAUGGACAUUCCAUCAGAUGAGGAGGGAGGAGAAAGUGGGAGAAAGUUGAGGUAUGAAGACUUCUUUGACCCCCCAGAAGAUGAAGGUAAAUCCAGAAAACAGAAGAAAAAAGUGAAACACCAGAAAAGUUCAAGUAAUGAAGAAGAGGAUGAUAAGAAAAUGUUUGAUGAAGAAGUAAUGGAGGAAGAUGAAGGUGUGGAAGAUGAUGACAGUGUAGAUGAGGACUCUGAAGUUGGAGAAGAAGAGGGUAGAGCCACUAGCGGGAGUAGGCGGGAUCUGCUCGAGUCUGAUAGUGAGGGGGAGGAUCCAGAUGUGGUGUUGGGUAGAAAACCUCAAGAGAAAUCAACGUUUGAGAAACAGCAAGAAAAGCUGAGAGAAAAGAUCUCCAAAAUGGAGGAGGCAAAUCUAAGUGAGAAACCAUGGCAGCUCUCUGGUGAAAUCGGAGCAACAGAUCGCCCUGAAAACAGUCUAUUGGAGGAGCACCUGAUGUACGACCAGACGGUGAAACUCGCACCGGUGAUCACGGAGGAGACAACGCAGAGCCUGGAGUCCAUCAUCAGACAGAGAAUCAAAGACCGCGCCUACGACGAUGUGGAGAGGAAGGUCAAGCCCAAGGACAAUCCGUACGAGUACAAGAAGAGGAUAGUGCUGGACCAGGAGAAGAGCAAGAUCAGCCUGGGGGAAGUCUACGAACAGGAGUACCUCAAAAAGCAGAAGGAAGAGGAGGAGGAGAAAACAGACCCUCAACAUGAGGAAAUCAAGAAGAUGAUGCAGUCCCUCUUCAUCAAAUUGGAUGCACUGUCCAACUUCCAGUACACGCCCAAACCUGCUGCCCCUGAAGUAAAGAUAGUGACCAACCUACCGUCAAUCAUGAUGGAGGAGGUGGCCCCGGUAACCCAUGGCGAUGGCACGCUGCUGGCUCCUGAGGAGGUCAAGGAUAAAAGAAGAGGUGAACUGAAAGGUAAAACAGAGCAGACAGAGACAGACAAGAAAUCACAGAGACGGAUGAAGAAGGCCGAGAAGAGGAAGAGGAUUCGGGAGAAGAAGAAGAGGCAGGCACUGGUGGAGAAGUUGAACCCAGGCCUGGGGAACAAGUACAGCAAGGAGAGGGCGCUGAAGGAGCUGGAGAAGAGCAGCAAGUCAGGGUCAGGGGUCACCAUGCUCAAGGAUGAGAAGAACUCGACCAAACAAAAGCUCAGCUCCUCCAAGUCAUUCUUUACACAGCUCCAGGAGGACGCCCAAUCACAGAUCAAGAAAAGAAAGACUGACGCCACAACCCAAAAAUCUGUACAAAAGUCGGCCAAAUUAUAUAAAUUAUGAUAAAACUCC
Molecule: messenger RNA, 2198 nt
Organism: Magallana angulata
Lineage: Eukaryota; Metazoa; Mollusca; Bivalvia; Ostreida; Ostreidae
Product: U3 small nucleolar ribonucleoprotein protein MPP10-like
Exons: 9
Coding region: 54-2189 (711 amino acids)
Biological process (GO): rRNA processing
Cellular component (GO): small-subunit processome; nucleus; Mpp10 complex
Source: RefSeq, a predicted model, not a curated record